Molecule: messenger RNA, 2865 nt
Organism: Striga asiatica
Lineage: Eukaryota; Viridiplantae; Streptophyta; Magnoliopsida; Lamiales; Orobanchaceae
Source: the annotation of a GenBank genome assembly
AUGCGAGGUUUGGAUUUAGUGAUUUACACGUCAUCUCAUCCCUUCUCCCACUCAACAUAUGCCGUACCUUUUGAAGCUUAUUUAUCCUUAAAAACCCUCAUAAAUCAUGAGCAAUCUUCCUCAGAACCACCAUUAAUGGCGCCUCCACCUCCUCCACCUCAUAACCCGUCUCCCUCUGCCUCCGAUUACUCCAACUCCGCCGCCUCCGCCUCCGCGUAUCGCCCGCCGAUUCCCCUCUCUUCCAUCACCACCGCUGCCGCGGCCGCCUCCUCUUCCUCCUCCUCCGGCGUCAUGAACUACCUCUGGAUCCCACUUCUCCUCGCUCUCUCCAAGGAGCUCGCAGGCUCCGCCACCGCUGGCUCCACUGCCUCGCUCCUCUCCUUGCCGAGCCAGGCCGGCGGUUUCCCGGCGGUUUCACGGUGCCCCACUGAGGAUCCUAACCUCAACUUCCGUCCAGUGAUUGGAAUCCUCAGCCACCCUGGGGACGGCGCCUCCGGCAGGCUCAGCAACGAUUCUGAUGCCUCCUACAUCGCUGCCUCUUAUGUUAAGUUUGUGGAGUCAGCUGGCGCGAGGGUUAUUCCCCUUAUCUACAACGAGCCUUUGGAGGUUCUUAAUGAUAAACUCAAAUUGGUCAAUGGAGUAAUCUUAACAGGAGGGAGGGCCAAAACAGGUCUCUACUUUAAGGUGGUUGGGUCGAUAUUUAAGAAUGUUCUGAAAAAGAAUGAUGGUGGAGAUCAUUUUCCUUUGCUUGCGAUAUGCUUAGGUUUUGAACUGUUAACGAUGAUCGUCAGCGAGGACCAAAACAUUCUGGAGAAUUUCAAUGCAGUUAAUCAAGCUUCGACAUUGCAAUUCAUAGAAGGCAUAAAUCUAAAGAGAACUGUGUUUCAAAGGUUUCCUCCGCCUUUGCUAGAGAAGCUAAGGACAGAAUGCCUCGUGAUGCAAAAUCACCGUCUUGGCAUUUCACCUGUUAAGUUCCAAGGAACCAAGAACCUCAGCAGUUUCUUUGAGAUCCUAACAACUAGUACUGAUCAAGAUGGCAAGGUCUAUGUUUCAACAGUUCAGGCACACAAAUAUCCAGUGACUGCUGUUCAGUGGCAUCCAGAGAAAAAUGCUUUUGAGUGGGGCUUAUCACGUAUCCCACACUCAGAAGAUGCCGUUGAAGUCACUCAGCUUGUUGCUAACUUUAUUGUGAGAGAAGCUCGGAAGUCUAUGAACAGGCCAUCUCCCCUGGAAGUACUAGACAACGUCAUAUAUAAUUACAGCCCCACAUAUUGUGGAAAGGCCGGUAGGGGCUUUGAUGAGGUUUACAUAUUCAGCAGCAUCCCCAAGCUUUCUGGUAAAAUGCUCAAAAUCUUUCAUUUCACAAUUCUAUUCCUCAAUCUCCUGCCCUUUUCCUCCCAUAUUGUCUACUCAAAGUCUUCAGGUUUCACCCUAAAACUCAUCCCAUGGGACUUCCCCCAGUCACCCUUCUACCAACCAAAUCUCACUCAAACACAAAAGGUACAAAUAAUGGCUAUGUCCUCCAAAGCACGGUCCAAAAUCUACCCAGUCGAAAAAAACGGGACUUCCAACACAAAGAUACAAAUCCCAAUGAUAAAGGACAAAGAUCUUCGAUACUCCGUAAACAUCAAAAUCGGAAACCCAGGCAACGAAGCCACUCUUCUUCUCGACACAGGCAGCGGUGCCAUUUGGACAGAUUGCCAGCAAUCUAAUCCUCACUACAACUCGAAAAGAUCCAAGACUUACAAAAAACUGCCAUGUCAGCAUCCCAUGUGCAAAAUGGCAAAAAAUUUCUGCCAAUGCAUAAAGGGGAAGUGUGUUUGCACACUAAGAUACGGCAUAGAAGGCGGGAUAAAAACCGAGGUCCAUGCAAUCCUCUUGUCCGACACAUUCACUCUGCCACUAAAGAAUAAAAGCUCACGGACUUUUAAAGAAAUGAUUUUCGGGUGCACGAACAGGUCCCCUGUAUUCUCCGGGAUUCUUGGCUUGAACAAAUUGCCAGUUUCUUUAAUAAGUCAGAUUAGGAAAAGCGUUCGGGGACAAUAUUCAUACUGCCUGCACCAAGGGCAUGGCUAUUUGAGGUUUGGUGAUGACAUCCCGAAAAUCGGGAAAGAUGUGAAAACAACACCAAUAUUACAUCCUUCGGCCGAGACAAUGUGUCUAGAUUUGAAAGAUAUAAGUGUAGCUGGGAAAAAGCUGGGAAUAUCUCCAGCUAUAUUCUCAUAUUCACAGGGGGGAUUUUUUAUUGACACUGGGACUCAAAUCACAGUCCUCAAGAGACAAGCUUAUGAUAAGGUGAUGAAAGCAUUUGCAAAUUUUUACGACGUUCGGCUUAAACGGGCCAGUAAGAAGAUUCAGCACCUGGACCUUUGCUAUAAGCAAAAUUCCACCAUGAGUAGUAAUUAUGCUAACAUGACCUUUCAUCUACAAGGGGCGGAUUAUGUGCCCAGUCAUAUGUAUGUAGCGCCUGAGAUAGGUAUUAUGUGCAUUGGUAUAAUGCCAGGAGAAUUAUCUAUACUGGGAGCAUUGCAGCAGUUCAAUAAAAGGUCACCAGUUUCUCUUUUAAGCCAAAUAAGGGAAGAGUCUGAAGGGAGAUACUCGUACUGCCUGCAUAGUGGAGAUAGUUACUUGACAUUAGGAGAAGACAUUUCCAGUCAAGUGACCGCGAAAGAAGCAUACAAUAAGGUGAGCCAAGCGUUUGAAAGACACUUGAAAGGAAAACUGAAGAAGAUGGCAGUCGCGCAAGGAAAUCUCAAACCUUGCUACAGAGUGACAGCUGGCUUUAAUAACUUCCCGACCAUGACUUUUCAUUUUCAAGGGGCUGAUUUCGAAGCGAAAAUCACGCACAUUGUGGAUGAUGCAACU